Molecule: messenger RNA, 3187 nt
Organism: Thrips palmi
Lineage: Eukaryota; Metazoa; Arthropoda; Insecta; Thysanoptera; Thripidae
Product: tetratricopeptide repeat protein 39B-like
Exons: 5
Coding region: 432-2294 (620 amino acids)
Molecular function (GO): protein binding
Source: RefSeq, a predicted model, not a curated record
GAGGAACGUCAAGCAAAACCAAGCCAUGAACGCUACUGCAACUUUUUCGUCCUAUUUUCGCGCCUCCCCUCGUUGGAAUAAUCGUUGAGCGGGGUUUGGUGUGCGUGGAUGGUUCUGGGUGUGUCAUUUGGUGCAUCGGGGCCCUGGGGAGCGGUUGUCGCCGCCGUGUUGUGCUGUGGUGGUGUCGCCAAGGUGCAGCAACGUUGCCGCCGCUACUGCCGCAGCGGCAGCAGUAGCAGUAGUCAUGAAGGCCGCCGCCGCUGCCGCUCUUGCCGUGCCCGUGCCCAUGGCGUUCGUGACAGUGCUCGCCCACUCGCCGGCUAGUGCAGUGCUCGCCUUGCCUGCCUUGCCUGCUGCAGUGCUCGAGGCGCUGGCGUUCGCGUCGUCGCUGGCCCUCCCCCUGGACUCCGUCUCCGUCAGCCGGCAGCACCAUGAGUGUGGACGUCCAUAGACCAACCUCAACCUCAGCCCCCUGCCCAGCCAUCACAGCCAUGGAGGAAGAACAGGAUGAAUUUGAAGACGCCUGCGAGGAGCUCACUGAAGCUUACAUUGAAGACGCACAUCUUUAUCAGCCAACUGGACAGGAUCUGGAGAGUUCACUCAUAGACGCUCGCAAGUCCAUCAAUUUCUUCUUUAAUAACCAGUUUGACGAAGCUCGCUUGACACUGAAGGCAUUCAAAGAUACGAGUCUGUACCAUUCUCUUGGGUCGUCAGUGUUUUGCUUCCUUGAGGCAAUGCUGACGUUCCAGGGCAAGCACAUCAAGGCAGCCUCAGCCGCCCUCAAGACGUGUGUAAAUGUUUGUGAGCAGCAUCGAAGGAAGAAUACAGUUUACGAAACCAUAGGGAAGAUGGUCAAGCGGCCCAACUACAAUACCUACACUGCCAUGGAACUGCACGCAGAGCUAUGCUAUGCUGAAGCAUUGCUCCUAAAGUCAAUCCUGACUUUUGUGGAGGAUGAAACUCUGGUCACAUUCCUAAAGGCUGGCUUGAAGAUUCGUUCCUGCUUCAAUUCUUACAAGGAGUGCGCUGAGAUCCUCAAAAACCGAGACUGGACCGACGACCCGCACAAGGUUCACUUCGAGAGCGGCGUCCGGAUGGGCAUCGGCGCGUUCAACCUCAUGAUCUCCCUGCUGCCGGCCAGGAUCAUCAAGCUGCUGGAGUUCAUCGGCUUCGCGGGGAACAAGUCGUUUGGACUGCAGGAGUUGGAGCAGGGGUUCAUGCUUAAAACUGGCCUCAGACAAAUUCUAUGUGUGAUGAUGCUGUUAGCGUACAACCUUCUCGUGGUGUACGUCCUGAGCCAUACUGAUGGAAACUUGGAGCUGUGUGAGAAAAUUCUCGGUGAGCAGCUGGCUCAGUACCCCCGAGGAGUGUGGUUCCUCUUCUUCAAAGGGCGCCUGGAGUUUAUGAAGGGAAAUUUGGAGGAAGCUGACAAGUGGUACAUUCAAUCAUGGCAUUCGCAAAACAAGUGGCCCCACUUCCACCAUCUGUGUUUCUGGGAGCUCAUGUUUGUACACGCCCUACGCCUUGACUGGCGCCUUGCCAAUGAAUAUGCUGAUAGUUUGGUGGCAAAGUCAAGGUGGUCCCGUACCAUCUACCAGUACCAGCAGGCUGCUAUUAUGCUCAUGAUUGAUGACUUAACACCAGAAGAAAACUUGAAGGUGGAAGAAUUGAUGAGGACGGCACCCGAAUACAAGCAACGUCUUGCUGGAAAGUCGCUGCCAAUGGAAAAAUUUGUGAUCAAGAAGGCUGAACGCUACUUUGCACAGAGAAAAUUCCUUAUUCUUCCUGGAGUUGAACUGGUAUACAUGUGGAAUCUAUUUAAAACUAUGAAGACUAAAUGGUCCUUAGCAGAAAAUAUUUACAAACUAGUGGAGACAACUUUGCAAGAGUUUGAGCAAACAAAAAAAUAUUCAUCUGAGUUUGAUGCAGACAACAGAGCACUUCUUCUGCUGCUAAAAGGUGCUCUCCUUCAUGUUAUGGGAAGCCCUCUUCAAGCUCAACAAUGUCUACAGAAAGUUAUUGAACUUGAAAAACAGAUUCAAGAUGAUACCCACCUUGUUCCAUAUGCCUUAGUUGAACUUGCAGUAAUUGCAAAUUACCAGGGGGAUAAAGAACAUGCUGUUCAACUGAUAGAAACUGCAAGGAAGAACUAUACAGGCUAUUCGCUGGAGAGCCGUUUGCAUUUUAGAAUGCAUUCCCUUAUGCUGGAAUUGAGUGCUCCGAAAAAAGAUGUGGAGGAUGCAUUGGGUAAUGGGAACGGCAAUGAAAAUGGCUGUUACGAUACUCGUCUAUAAAGGUUUUUAACAUUAUCGAGAUGACCUUUAAACCUAGUCUGAUAUUGAAAAGCUUGCAGCUCAUGCUUUCAUAGCUCGGCUUUCGUAUGCAAAGCAAUCUUAGCUUUGUUGUUUUGUGAGUUCUUGAAGUACUUUUGUGUUUCCAUGCUUCCUGUGACCUCUUGAUCAAAUGUUCCUUUCAUUAAUUUUUUGUAUUUAGUUUAAAUCAAAGCAAAGUUAUCAUAGUUUUUUUUGUUUCUUUUUUCAAGUGCUGUAGAGCCUACAAAAGAUGAAUAAAAUAUAAUAUGCUGUGAACUUAUUUUACAUGAUCGCAGGAUUCAUUCCAAAUGAUGCAAUGUUAAAACUAGGGUGAGAUUCUUGUCAUAUGUUUGAAUUCAUACUGUUAAGCCAAAGAAAUUGAAACUUGGUGGAAGAGGGGUACAGUGGUACGAAGAUUUCUAUUUGAAAACUGGAUUCCUUUAUUCCAUGAUUAUGGAUGUGGAUGAAAAUGGUGACACACGUGCUUAGGUAUUCUCCUUCUAAUUGAAGUCCUUCUGAUGUUCCUUUGCCCUUGAAUUCUGCCAGAUUCUCAUCUGAGUGGUACCAAAUGACAGGGUCAUGUAAAACCAGUAUCUAGUUGAGAAAUAUUUUGUACCUGAGGAAUACAGGUGUGUUUAAAUAAUGUAGGGUUCAGUGUUGCCUUUUGUAUGGGGUAGUCAUAAGGUAUUAUUAUUUAUUUUUGUGUGUGUAUUUUUUUUGUUCUUUCUUUGCUAUCAUUGAGGAAACUAAUAUAUUUCAUCAGCUGCCAUGCAGCUUGUCCUUUUAUAAGGCUUAAAAUUUGCAAGUUUUGUGCGGUACCACAUGCAACCUACAUUUUGUACUGUCUUUCUGUGAACUUAUUCUGAAAGCUAAAU